AUGAGAUCAUCUCCUUCUACGACACUCUCACCGAUGAAUCCGCCGCAAGUAUCGUACAGCGAUCUUUCUCCCUUCGGACGUGUUGUGGCCGGAACGGUGGAAAUAUGUUUUAGCACACUGCUUGAGUACUUUUCGGGCUUUAUGGGUGGCUAUUUUCUCGGAACUUUGACAGGUAUCCCGAGAUUGGUGGCGACACCGAUCCAACCAGAGAUCCAGCAAACAUUCUUUCGAGAGCUGUCGGCCCGCACCGUACGAAUGCAUGGUAAAAGUUUUGGUUGGGCGAAGCAAUGGGGUGGAAUCUCAGCCGCUUUUGGAGGAUUCCGAGUGGCCACUAAAGUUAUUCGUGGCGGCGUAGAGGACGAGUGGAAUACAAUCAUGAGUAGUAUGGCAGCGGGAGCGUAUUUUGCUCGAAAAGAAGGACCUACAGCCAUGAUUCGGGGUGCUGUCGUUUAUGGAGGUUUUAUGUAUCUUCUAUCUGGUGGACUGUUCGCCAAAAAGGAGCCGUUUCAGUACGAAGAAAGACCAAUCGACUUUUAA
Messenger RNA from Phaeodactylum tricornutum CCAP 1055/1, 537 nucleotides. RefSeq lists its product with no specific name. NCBI's taxonomy places the organism in Eukaryota, Bacillariophyta, Bacillariophyceae, Surirellales, Neidiaceae. The transcript is spliced from 2 exons. Bases 1 to 537 code for a protein of 178 amino acids. The record is from RefSeq and is a predicted model, not a curated record.